GAGCCCGCCUCAUAUCCGGUCUCAGUUCGUUGGCGCGUGGCUGAUCAGCUGGGAACGACGGUAAAGCAACAUGGCGGCGCCCGUGCGAGGCUUGCAGUGUGCUCUGAAAAAAAGUAUUGUACCACCGUUAGUCGUGAUUUUAGGAGCAACCGGUACAGGGAAGUCUAAACUGGCGAUUGAAAUUGGGAAACGACGUCAGGGAGAGAUAAUCAGUGCCGAUUCCAUGCAGGUGUAUCGUGGGCUGGACAUCAUAACCAAUAAGGUGACGGCGGAGGAGCGUGCCCAGUGCAGUCAUCACAUGAUCGGCUUUGUGGAUCCCCUGGUCAGCAGCUACACUGUGGUAGACUUCAGGAACAAGGCCCUGGCUCUCAUAGAGGACGUGUACAGCAGAGAGAAGCUGCCUAUUAUAGUAGGAGGAACUAACUACUACAUAGAAUCACUGCUGUGGAGAGUACUGCUGGAUGAAGGGCAGGAGAAUGAAGGAGAGGGGAAGAAAGGCGGGUCUAUUGAUAGGAAGGCGGAGCUGGAGAAACUGGGCGGGGCUGAGCUCCACAGGAGACUGACCGAGGUCGAUCCUGAAAUGGCCUCCGUGCUGCAUCCUCACGACACGCGCAAGAUCGCCAGGAGCCUACAGGUGCAUGCGGAAACAGGCGUGCCUCACAGCCAUUGGUUGGAGGAGCAGAGAGGGCAGGAGGGGGGAGAUGUACUGGGGGGGCCACUGAGGUACCCAGACCCCUGUAUCUUCUGGUUACAUGCUGACAUGGAGUCCAUAGAUGAGCGCUUGGACAGGCGUGUGGAUGAGAUGCUGUUGACAGGCCUGAUAGACGAGCUCCGAGAUUUCCACCUGAGAUUCAACCAGCAGAAGAUUCAGGACCAGAGGUGGGUGUGGUUGUGUCUGUUCAAAGCAACAUAAAGGGCUGGGUUGUGUUGCCAUGGGGGUCAGAUUACGCUGCGUAGGGCUGUUCUAUCAGCCACUUAUUGAUUGGUCAUUGAUUGUGUGAGUCUCUUAGGUGUGGUCACAGGGAAUUGAUGGCAUAUUGCCUUAGGACACUGCUCUACCCACCGUCUCCCUCCUUCAGUCACCGCCCCCC
Messenger RNA from Salvelinus fontinalis (brook trout), 1091 nucleotides. RefSeq names its product tRNA isopentenyltransferase 1 (gene trit1). Bases 71 to 913 code for a protein of 280 amino acids. Gene Ontology annotation, molecular function: tRNA dimethylallyltransferase activity. The record is from RefSeq and is a predicted model, not a curated record. The transcript has 6 exons. Lineage: Eukaryota; Metazoa; Chordata; Actinopteri; Salmoniformes; Salmonidae. Gene Ontology annotation, cellular component: mitochondrion. Gene Ontology annotation, biological process: tRNA modification.